Penicillium cinerascens is the source of this 2403-nucleotide messenger RNA. RefSeq lists its product as uncharacterized. The record is from RefSeq and is a predicted model, not a curated record. Gene Ontology annotation, biological process: DNA repair; DNA damage checkpoint signaling; mitotic DNA replication checkpoint signaling. The transcript has 2 exons. The coding region runs from base 1 to 2403 and encodes 800 amino acids. Lineage: Eukaryota; Fungi; Ascomycota; Eurotiomycetes; Eurotiales; Aspergillaceae. Gene Ontology annotation, molecular function: chromatin binding.
AUGGACGGCCGUCCCCCCAAGCGACAGCGCAGGUCCGUCGUAAAUGGUCCAGAGCAAUCCAAAACAUCCAAACAAACCGUCAUUUCGUCGCGUCCCAAACCCCGAGCGCGUCCCGGCCAAGCUGCCUCACCCCGAAUCUCCACCUCUCCCUCACCCAAAAAGCCCGGAUCCUCGUCCUCGCCGAAUACAAAACAAUCCAAAUCAUUACAUAGCUUCUUUCAGCCUGCGACAGAGGGACAACGCUGGUCCUCACACAAAUUCGAGCCCAAACGGUCACUCGAGACAGUUUCAGAGGCAACCCUUGAUGCGGACGUGAUCGAGGAUGAUUAUGACUCCUACGACGAGAUAUUUACACAGCACCUGGCCGGUGUGAAGGCUGGUGUAAAGGCCGGUGAAGCUGUUGACGCGAAAAGCAAGCGUGAACCCAGCCAAACACGACGACCAUCGAAACAGAGCUCGCGGCCCAAAAAACCACUUACCAAACGCUUUCUCAUGCCCACCGAGUCGAACAGCACUCGCUCACAGUCUCCGGCUCAAUCGGUGGAAGCAGACAAACGUCCUUGGGCACAACGGUUCGCUCCGUCGAAUCUGGAUGAGCUCGCCGUUCACAAAAGGAAGGUCUCCGAUGUACAAAACUGGCUGGAAGAUGCCUUUUCUGGGAGACGCAGGGAGAGACUACUCGUUCUCCGUGGCCCAGCGGGUUCUGGGAAGACGACAACGGUUUCUCUUCUUUCUGAAUCGGCCAGUUUCGAUAUUGUUGAAUGGAGGAAUCCGGCCGUCUCCGAGUUUAAUGCGCAAGACUACGUCUCUGUCAGUGCUCAAUUUGAGGAGUUUCUCGGCCGAGGCGAUCGCUUCGGAGGACUUGACCUGGAGGACUCCUCCGAAUUGAAGAGCGCGCACAAAGCACAUCCCGGCAACCGGCGCGUUCUUCUCGUGGAAGAGUUUCCCACUGUACUCAGCCGGUCAUCGUCGAGUUUAACAGCCUUCCGGGCUUCUCUACAGCGCUAUCUUGCCGCGGCAGCAGAUAAUGGGAAUGGCUGGCAUCCACCCAUUGUGAUGAUCGUGUCAGAGACGUUGCUGAGCUCGGCGUCGUCCAUCUUGGACAACUUGACGGUGCAUCGGCUGCUCGGGCCCACUCUGUAUAACCACCCGAACACGACAAUCAUCGACUUUAAUACCAUUGCACCGACCUUUAUGCAGAGGGCCUUACGGUCAAUCCUCGACAAAGAGGCACGCGCUUCCCAGCGUAGCCGAAUCCCCGGUCCGGCAGUCCUGGAGAGGAUCUCGGAGAUUGGGGAUAUCCGUAGCGCCAUCUCUUCCCUGGAGUUUCUUUGUUUGAAAGGCGACCAGACAGGGAACUGGGGCAGCAGCGCUACGAAAACCAAAAAGUCUCGCGGGGACACGGCUUUGACACCGAUGGAGGAAGAGUCACUCAAGUUGAUCUCACAGAGAGAGGCUAGUUUGGGAAUGUUCCAUGCCGUGGGCAAGAUUGUCUACAACAAACGUCUGGACCCGAGUCUGAUGCCAACUGAGGCUGCCAUACCUCCAUCACCACCCGACCAUCUCUCCCAUUACCGACGGCCCAAGGUCUCGCAAGUCGGCGUCAAUGACCUAAUUGACGAGACGGGCACCGAUAUCUCCACUUUCAUAUGUGCCCUUCAUGAGAACUAUCCACCGUCUUGUAACGGGGAUCACUUCACGGAUAACCUUAAUGCAUGCAUUGAAGCACUAUCCGACAGCGAUAUACUCGGUGCCGAUCGCCGGCCAACAGGAGCGCGGUCUGGCGUUGGGAUUGGCGCCAAUCUUCAGAACGCGGGAGUUGAUAUGCUUCGACAAGAUGAAAUCAGUUUCCAGGUGGCGGCGCGCGGGCUUCUGUUCGCUCUUCCCUAUCCGGUCAACCGGAAACUAACUCAAGGGGAUGGGCGAGGUCGCGGCAAUGCCCACAAGAUGCUCUAUCCGUCCUCGUUACGACUGUGGAGGAAAACCGAGGAGAUCGAGGGCCUCUUGGAUUCAUGGAUGAAGCACAUGCUUGAUCCCAGCAAUCACAGUCUUUCUGCGCGCAAUAUGGGCACCAACUUUGAGCCCACGGGCGUCAGAUCCUGGAAAAGUCUUCAGGUCGGUCACGCAUCGAGUCGGGACAGUCCCUCAACGAUGACAAUGAUGGCGCGCCAUGAUGCACUGCUCCAUCAACUUCCCUACAUGACCCAGAUUCGGCCGGACGAUAACGGGCAAUUAAGCCAGAUCACCAGUAUUCGAGGAAGUCGCCUGGAUGAUGUUGAAGAGGACGAUCUGGCACCGUCACAGCCUCAACCUCCCAAAACGAGCAGCAAUGCAUUUGGGCCUCGUCUGCAAGUGGAGGAAGAGAAGCUUAUUCUCAGCGACGAUGACAUUGUAGAUGACUGA